This is a messenger RNA of Caenorhabditis sp. 36 PRJEB53466, 741 nucleotides long. NCBI's taxonomy places the organism in Eukaryota, Metazoa, Nematoda, Chromadorea, Rhabditida, Rhabditidae. The record is from the annotation of a GenBank genome assembly.
AUGGGGAAAAAGAGGAAACAUGAGGAAAACGGCGACGAAGACUUGUGGAACAAACGUGUGAAACAUGAGAGCGAUGAUCAGGUAAUUUUAACCUAUUUAAGCAGUAAGCCCAUUGCUAUGCAUUCAGGACGGCACGAUAAACGGUCUGAACAAUGUAUCGAUCGAUGGCAGCGAGAAGUUCAAAGUGUUUCUCAUCAAAAAGCCGAUCGGAGUGAGCUUGGAGGAUUUGAGGGCAUUAAGAUGGUCCAAUGACAAUGAAGUGCUGGCAAAGUCAAAGAUCAAGACUGAAUCCGGCUCGUUUCGAGCUGUGGUGGCCCCGAAAAGCAAAAAAGAGCGAAUGGUGUACGUCCCGGCGUUCAGAGAGAAGGAAGAAGAAGAUGCGAAAAAUAUAAAAGCUCGUGAGUUUCUGAAAGUCAUCUCAGAUAAAUGCAAAAUAAUAUUUUCCAGGCAGUUUUGUCGAGGGAGCGAUCACCAUUUUGCCACAAGAAGUGAAACAUAAACAUUUGGGCGGUUCCAUUUACGAAGAGGGCGAAGAGCCAAUUCCAGAGACUGCUGAAGUUCACCCAGGACUCAAAAAGAUCAAAAAGACGGCAGUUCUUGAGUUGGACUCUCGAAAACAAAGAAAUAAAGCAUACGGUGAUCAGAUUCCCAUUUUGUACCAAUAACUAUUCUGACUUUGCAGGAACCACCACUGAAAGCAACGGAAAUCCUCGAAAACUGAUCAAUCUGCUCAGAAAAUAA